AUGCUGGGGAAGAAGCCUGUUGUGUUUCUCUUCACUGACGCUCAUGCUGUAGAGGAAGGAUUCUUAGAAUUCAUCAACAAUAUGCUGACAACUGGUGUUGUACCUGCUUUAUUCGAGCCUGAUGAGCGUGACGCUCUUGCCAGUUCUGUGCGCGAUCAAGUGAAGGCUGCCGGAUUAGUGGAAACGAGUGAGAAUUGCUGGAGAUUCUACGUGAAUUUGUGUCGUCAGAACCUCCACGUGAUCUUAGCGAUGUCUCCAUCGGGUAGUACGUUAAGAACCCGAUGUCGUAAUUUCCCUGGCCUUGUGUCAGCUACCGUUAUCGACUGGUUCUUUGCCUGGCCUGAAGAUGCUUUAAGGAAUGUGGCGCAGUAUUUCUUGGCUGAGGAAGCUAUCCCUGAGGAAUCUCGCGAACAAGUGACAAACCACCUUGUCCACGCACAUUUACGAGUUGUUCGUGUUGCUCAUCAGUUCGGUGAAGAAUUACGUCGACAUUACUAUGUGACACCGAAGAAUUACCUUGAUUUCAUAUCGAAUUACCGACUGCAAUUAAAGGAGAACAAGAUGAAGGUUACCGCCAGUAUCGCUCGAUUGAAAGGAGGUCUCACAAAGCUGGUCGAAGCUGCACAGGCUGUUGAUGUGAUGCAGAUCGAAUUAUCCGAGAAGAAAGUGAUUGUGGACGAGAAAACAUUGGCAUGUGAAGCCUUGAUCAAGACGAUCGAAGAGAAGUCGGCCGUGGCUUCCAAGCAGCAGGAAGUGGCUGCAGCUACACAGAUUGAAUGCGAGAAAGCGUCGGUACUCAUAGCUAAAGAAAAGGAAGAAGCAGAUGCCGCGCUGCUGGAGGCUCUUCCAGCUGUAGAAGCUGCUGCAGCGGCGUUGCAAGACCUUUCGAAGGCGGAUUUGACAGAGUUAAAGUCGUUCGCAUCGCCUCCUCCACUUGUGAUGUCAGUGUGUAUGUGCGUGUUGAUCCUGAAGCCAACGGGUCAAGAACUAGAUCUGGACUGGAAAGGAGCCAAAGUCAUGCUGAGUAAUGCCAACCUCAUCACGUUGUUGAAAGAGUAUGAAAAAGACAAAAUAUCUUCGAAAAUGAUCACGAAAAUCAAGACUUUCUUCAAAAAUCCGGAUCUGAAUAUCGAGAACAUGAAGUCUAUCUCAAAGGCAGGCGCUGGUUUGCUUGUGUGGGUUGUGGCUAUUGUCAAGUAUCACGAUGUAGCCAAGAACGUGGAACCCCUUCGACUGAAGGUGAAGACGAUGGAGAAAGAACAAACUAUUAAGGAACAAGAACUAGCAGAUCUCAAGGCUACACUCGCUCGUUUGAAGACAGAGCUGGACAGUCUAUCUACUCAAUUUCAAGAGGCCAAUUCAGAGCUACAAGGACUUAAAGCACAGGCUGAUCAGAUGCAGAAACGACUGCAAGCUGCCAGUAAAUUACUGGCUGGUCUUGGCUCUGAACGUACUCGCUGGACUAAAGAUGUGGACUCUUUAAACCUCCAAAGCGAGCGUCUUAUUGGCGAUUGUCUUCUCACUGCAAGUUUCUUGAGUUACGCCGGUGCGUUCAGCUUCGACUACCGGUCAGACCUCAUCUACCGCGAUUUCUUCCAAGACAUCGAGUCGCGCAAGUUACCGGUAACCUCACCAUUCCGGCUUGAGAGCUCGCUUACAAAUGACGCUACUAUUCAAAAGUGGGUCUCCGAGGGUUUGCCAGCUGAUGAACAUUCGGUGCAGAAUGGUAUCUUGACUACAAAGGCCAGUCGCUUCCCGUUGUGUAUCGAUCCUCAACAACAGGCUGUGAACUGGAUCAAGAAGAAAGAAGAGAAGAACAGUUUGACUGUCAAGACGUUGAGUGAUCCAGAUUUUAUGAAGCAUUUGGAGUUGGCUAUCCAGUUCGGCAACCCGUUCCUGUUCGAAAGUGUGGAUGAAGAGCUAGACCCGAUCUUAGAUCCUGUGUUGGAGAAGAGUACGUUCAUGGAAGGAUCACAAAGACUCAUCAAACUUGGAGACAAAAAUGUGGAAUGGGACUCUAAUUUCCGACUUUAUUUUACGUCGAAGCUUGCAAACCCUCACUACUCGCCAGAAGUUAUGGGUAAAACUAUGAUCGUGAACUACAGCGUGACACAAGAUGGUCUCGCUAACCAGUUGCUCAAUGUCGUCGUGGCUCAUGAGCGUCCGGAUUUGGAAGAACAAUACAGAGAUCUAGUCACUGAGAUGUCGGAAAGUACACAGCUUAUUGUGGAGCUUGAGGACACUUUGUUACGUGAGUUGUCCAGUAGUUCGGGUAAUAUUCUGGAUAACGAGGAGCUCAUUGCUACACUGGAUGAGACCAAGAAUAAAGCUACCGAAAUUAGCGCCAAGUUAGAGUUAGCGAGCUUCACCAAGGACGAGAUCACUAAAGCUCGUGAGGUGUAUACACCAGUAGCGCUGCGUGGAUCCAUCAUGUACUUCGCUAUGGCUGCGCUCGCGACGAUCAUGAAGAUAAAGAGAAAACGAGUCAUGUGGCUCUCAGGACUGGGUAUCCCAGAGUCGUAUCUCACUGCGUUGGUACAAGCUACUUGUCGAGCCAAGAACUGGCCACUGGACAAGUCGACGCUGUAUACUAGAGUGACGAGUUAUACAAAUGACUCGCAACUACCAGCGCUUGACGGCAUGAAAGACGACGCCGGGUGCUACGUCAAGGGGCUUUUCCUCGAAGGUGCGUCUUGGGAUCUCGAGCGUGGGUGUCUUGCACCACAAAAGCCCAAGCAACUCGUGGAAGAGCUACCUAUUCUGCAGGUCAUCCCCAUUGAGGCCAGUCGCCUCAAGCUGCAAAACACUUUCCGCACACCAGUGUACGUCACUCAAUCACGCCGAAAUGCCAUGGGCGUUGGCCUUGUAUUUGAAGCAGACCUGUACUCGACGGAGCACGCUUCACACUGGGUGUUGCAAGGGGUUGCACUAGCGCUUAACACAGACUACUAGCUUGAGGUAUAUCAACAACAGCCUAAAGGUGAAGGAAGCUGUUUCAUAUGCUCAA
Molecule: messenger RNA, 3007 nt
Organism: Phytophthora nicotianae INRA-310
Lineage: Eukaryota; Oomycota; Peronosporomycetes; Peronosporales; Peronosporaceae
Exons: 2
Coding region: 1-2952 (983 amino acids)
Biological process (GO): microtubule-based movement
Cellular component (GO): dynein complex
Molecular function (GO): dynein light intermediate chain binding; dynein intermediate chain binding; minus-end-directed microtubule motor activity
Source: RefSeq, a predicted model, not a curated record